Molecule: messenger RNA, 888 nt
Organism: Neoarthrinium moseri
Lineage: Eukaryota; Fungi; Ascomycota; Sordariomycetes; Amphisphaeriales; Apiosporaceae
Exons: 2
Coding region: 1-888 (295 amino acids)
Molecular function (GO): hydrolase activity
Source: RefSeq, a predicted model, not a curated record
AUGUCUGCGCCCGGAUUCUGCCCCGACUGCUUCACGGGGACAUUGAGGGGCGACGCCGUACUCACUGGCACUGUAGAGCAGAUUCACGGCCUCCCAGUCUAUGUUGCAAGACCGGGAGGCGGCGUCGAGCCGAAAGGUCUAGUUGUGAUCAUCUCAGAUGGCUUUGGCUGGGAGCUGAAAAACACACGAGCGCUGGCCGAUAACUACGCCAAGCGAGCCGAGCUUUUGGUAUAUCUACCAGACUUCAUGAAUGGCUGCGCGCCUGAUGUACGCCUCUUAUCGGCAGGAGAUGGUCUCAUGGGCCCAUCACCUAGCUGGUUUACGACUCUGGUCAUGAAGCCAUACUGGGCGUUGCGACUCUCGGUCGCCAUCAUACCAUGGUUGUUCUGGACGCGCGAAAGUGCAACAAGACCCCGUCUCACCAAGUUCUUCCAGGAUCUCCGAUCGAACCCUGCUCCUUUCGAGACCCAACGCCUCAAGAUAGGCGUGGCUGGUUUCUGCUGGGGUGGCAACCAUACCAUCUUUCUCGCCAGGGAUGAACCUCAUACCCGAGUAUCGUCUUCGGGCUCGGGAGAGACGCUGCCUCUCGUUGAUUGCGGCUUCACGGCGCACCCUUCGUUCGUCACCGUCCCAAAGGAUAUCGAGGGGAUCCGGCGUCCCAUAAGUAUUGCCAACGGCCCAGAUGACCAGUUUUUGGGCCGUGAAAACAUGGCGGUGUUGAAGCGAAUCCUGGAGGCGAAGGAGGACAACGCCCACGAAGUCGUGGUGUACGAUGGUGCCAAACACGGCUUCGCCAUCAGAGGAGAUCCAAAUGAUCCGAAACAAGCCGAGCUCGGUGCACAGGCCGAAAACCAAGCGGUCAACUGGUUCAAGAAGCAGUUGCACUGA